AUGGGUCUUCCUCUAAUACUCCCCGCUGCCUCCUCUGUCCUACGCCUGCGGCCGCUUUUUAGCAAACGCUCUGUCAACAAAAAUGACCUUCAGACCUACAUGAUUGCUAACAGGGACCGUCUCGAAACCCUCUGGGGUGCUCCCGUAGACUUCCAAGCUGAUAUCGAAUCCCAUCCAAUCAAUCGCGAUCUCGAGCUCGGUUUCGAUGCGAACGAUAUAAUUCCUACCUAG
Molecule: messenger RNA, 231 nt
Organism: Orbilia oligospora ATCC 24927
Lineage: Eukaryota; Fungi; Ascomycota; Orbiliomycetes; Orbiliales; Orbiliaceae
Exons: 2
Coding region: 1-231 (76 amino acids)
Source: RefSeq, a predicted model, not a curated record